AUGAAUCCGCUACAAGUAAACGAGGUGCUACCCCCCAUUAUCCCUGCCGAACCAUCAACGUCCAAAGCUUUUUCGAUUAGCGGCUCCGACUCGUGUGAAGAAUCUUGCCUCGGAUACUCAGAAGAAGAUGACGAGGGCCCGCCACUGGACCAGCGUCAUCUGAAUCUCGUCCAUGAAGAGCUAGAAAAGCUGAACAUUGCCACCGAUGUCAUCAAUAAGCUAGAAGUACAACUAGAUGCCGCCAGAGCGUCCUUCAGGGAGAUCCAGACCACAUGGUCGGAGAAGCUGAAGGAGCUGUCCAAGAAAUACGGGUCCGCCAUCGCCAAAGCCAGGCCAUUCUAUGAGAUGAAAAAACAGGAAAAUGAUCUACGCAAAGAAUCCAUGCGGGCAGCAAUUCGCUUCGAAAAGGCCACUGGACUCCUUUCGGUCGCCAAAGAACAAGUCAAUCUGUGCCAAGACAGUCUCGCCCGUCAAACCAUGAGCGUCCAUCCUGAAUGCUUAGAGGUGCUUAACCAUCACAUUCAACGGGUCAAUGAGGCAGAAGCCGAACGAAAAGCUGCAGAAGAACAGCACCGAUCGAUCUCUGAAGAAAUGAUGGCUUUGAAUCAACAGAUCGUACGCAUGGAGAAGGACCAUAGAUCUGCCAUCAAAAAAUCGCGCCAAUACUUCGAACAAGGCAUCGAAUUCACCCGAAUCCUCGAACAGCAAAAGGCCUACAUCCUGCGCCUUGAGGCCGAGGUCCGCCAAAAGAAGCAAGACUAUACAAAGUCGAUGCACAAUCUGGAAAAGAUCUCGGAUACAAUCCACGAACAGCGGAGCAUCGGAAGUGCGAGAAGUCUAUCAACCGCUGCAUUGGCCGCUGCUGAUCCCCCAGCUGGACCUCCUCCUUAUCAACCUACUGCUCCACCACCUUAUGAGGAAACUGGCGAAGAUCGUUAUACGAUUCCUACAGCUGAACAGGAUGAGGUGGUGAACUCAGUGUUUACGAUGUUGCAAGAGGAGAAGGAAUGGGAGACACAGCAAAAGGAGACGUCGAACCAUCUAGGAUCCGGCGUCAUCCUCCUUGCUCAGCAGUUGAUCGGCGGUUCUUCGAGCUCCAGCCCUUCUAACACGAUUCAAAGAUUAAAGUUGACAGCUUCUCAAGAAGAGAUAUCUUACAAAACGAUGCCUGACGGUAUGCCAUCAACUCCAGUCAGCUACCGGAAUGAAUCUGAUGACAGCCCAAUGUCUUCUUGCCGUUCAUCUACCGUAGUCACUGAUGAAGAAGGACUGCGCCAAAUGCUUCGCUCUCACUCUUCCCUUAUUCGAGAAAUCAACGGUUGCGCUUCACGAGUCGAAAAGAUGCUUAAACGCAGUACAAGCGACACGGAUGAAAGUGGAAUCGGAAGCUCAAAU
Molecule: messenger RNA, 1395 nt
Organism: Mesorhabditis spiculigera
Lineage: Eukaryota; Metazoa; Nematoda; Chromadorea; Rhabditida; Rhabditidae
Source: the annotation of a GenBank genome assembly